Molecule: messenger RNA, 3742 nt
Organism: Tachysurus fulvidraco (yellow catfish)
Lineage: Eukaryota; Metazoa; Chordata; Actinopteri; Siluriformes; Bagridae
Gene: creb3l2
Product: cAMP responsive element binding protein 3-like 2
Exons: 12
Coding region: 465-2099 (544 amino acids)
Biological process (GO): regulation of transcription by RNA polymerase II
Molecular function (GO): DNA-binding transcription factor activity, RNA polymerase II-specific; cAMP response element binding
Source: RefSeq, a predicted model, not a curated record
UUAGUUCCACAGAUUUGUUGGUUCGGCUUUUUAAAAAAAUGUCUUUGUCGCAACAUAAACACACCCUGUGGUGUAAACGUGAAUAUUUAUAUAUGUUUAUGCUUUAAAAACGUGUUUAUAAAACGAUGUUUUUGUGUAAACGCUAGAUUUGUGUGUAGCUCCAAACUGCCAUGUUUGGCCCCGCCCACUAAAAUUCCUGGGCGACUGAGAGAGGCGUCGUUACUUAAAGAAACGGCUGAAGUCGAGCUACCUGUUAAAGAACAGCCCCAGACGGUAAACCGGUGCAACGAGAUACUUUACUGACAACUCGGAAUUAUUAGAAAAUCGACUUCACAACCGAAAGUGUGGCCUUUAUUGGCAGCACACAGGGCGCUCGCGCACACGCACGCGCACACUCUCUGUCUCUGUCUCUCUCUCUCUCUCUCUCUCUCUCUCUUGUUUAUAAUAAUCGUAAAUACACAAAAAUGGAAAUACUGGACAACAAUGAGACGUUUUUACAUUGGGACCGGAAUCUGAGCGAGCUGUCCGAGUCAGGAGAUAACGACAGUGUCCUGUACAGCACACACUUCACCGAGCUCCUGGAUGACAUGUCUCAGGAGGUGCUGCUGGGCCAGCUGCUGAGCGACCCCUUCCUGUCGGGGAGGAGCGACAUGAUGGACAUGGACGAGGAGCUGAGCCCGGCCUCUCCGCCGCCUCCUCACAUCCAGGCCGAGCACAGCUACUCUCUGUGCGGAGACUCGCGCCCUCAGUCGCCCCUCUCCCACCUGACCACGGAGAAAACCAGCAGCGAGCCUAGAGAGUCCGACAACGAGGACUGGCCGAUGGAGCAGGAGGUGGUAGAGGAGGUGGAGGAGGUGGAGGAGGAAGAGGAGAGGUUAAACCUGAAGAUGGAGCCUCUGCUGUGCGAUUCUCCAGCACUGCUGCCUACGGUGACUCUCACACUGACGACGGAACCAGCGAGCGCUGCUUCCCUCUCACACACCACACAGCUCAACACACAGGUGAAAGAAGAUGAGAGCUUCAGCCCACAGAUUAAACUGGAGCCACAUGAGGUGGAUCAGUUCCUGAACCUCUCCCCUAAAGAGCUUGAGGCUUUGCAGAUGCCCCCGACUCCUCCCAGCUCUCAUGGCAGUGACUCAGAGGGCAGUCAGAGCCCUGUGCACCCCUGUGCUCCUGCCAGCCCCACACAGAAUCCAGCUGUCCUCAAGGUGGCGCAGCGCACAUCAUCCUCACUGCCCAACUCACUGUCCAACUCACCCCUGCUCACUGCCCCUCAUAAGCUGCAGGGCUCUGGUCCUCUCCUGCUGACAGAAGAGGAGAGACGAACUCUGAUAGCAGAGGGUUACCCCGUUCCCACUAAGCUGCCUCUGUCCAAAUCUGACGAGAAAGCCCUGAAAAAAAUUCGCAGGAAAAUCAAGAAUAAGAUCUCUGCUCAGGAAAGUCGCAGGAAGAAAAAGGAAUACGUGGACGCCCUCGAGAAAAAGGUGGAGACGUGUUCCAACGAGAACAGUGAGCUGCGCAGGAAAGUGGAGAACCUUGAAAGUACCAACAAGUCUUUGCUGCAGCAGCUGCACUCCCUGCAGGCCAUGGUGACAGGAAAAGUCCCUCGCUCGUGCAAAAUGGCCAGCACUCAGACCUCCACGUGCCUCAUGGCGCUGGUCCUGUGUUUCGCUGUGGUCCUGGGAAGCUUCUACCAAAGCCUGAGCCCCUGCUCGUCCAUCACCAAGACUGCUCUGCCCAGAGAGCUCACCAUGCAGGAGUCUUACACUACUACAGUGAAGUCCAGGAACCUGCUGGCUGUUGACAAGUUUGGUCUCGGUGACGAGCUUCGCCCCACAGGACUGGGUGGGAAAUAUCCAGAAUGGGACACACAGACUAACGACAUGGCGAUGUGGCGUCUGGAGCCGCAGCAUAGAGUCAACCAAGCCACGCCUCCAACUCCAGAACCCAGCCCACAUUUCAGUCAGAACGACAGCACCAACAACAGCACACACAAAGCCCUUCUGAUCGACCUGCACACACACAGGUCGGCGGAGUCGCAAUCCAGCGACGGUCCGAAAGUCAUCGAGCUGGAGAGAACGGCGAACGAGCCGUCGUGAAGACGGACGACCCUCCUCCAUCUCACCUCCACCUUAACAGCAGGAGGACACAACGAACCCUUUCUGUAUUUAUAGACUUCCUUUAUGUUUUGUUCCUCUCACCGUUUUCUUUCUUUUUUUAUAUGAAAAAAAAUGUAAAAAAAAAAAAAAAACAACAACAACAAAAAAGGAUAUUAUAUCAUUCCGCCAUUAUAUAUAACAUUUUUGAUACUAUAUUUUAAACCUUUUUUUUUUCUUCUUCUUCUUCUGUGUAAUGUACAUACGGUCCUGGGUUUGUAUUUAUUCACUCUCCGCCAGAGUCGGACCGAGUUUUGAAACUCAUCGGAGUUAAAACAUCUAACCAGGUCUUCUUAGGGUCAUUAAAUCAAAUCAGGAGGGUCAGCAACAGACGUUCCUUCAUAUCACUUCACAGCGAUCUGUUAGUCAUUGUCGCAGCAAAAAGUGCAAGCUUUUGUCCUUUACUUUUGCAGAAAACACCAGCGCAGGAUUCCUUCAUUCAGUAAAGACACAUAAUCAUGUAAUGACUUCCUAUGAGAGCUCUACUCAUGUUCCACACAUGUGAAGAGGGAUAGAAGAGGGAUCUAUCUGAACAUGUGUCGUUAUGGCGACACACGACACGUCUCCACAAGUGAGCAACUAGUACCAGAAUUUUUAUUAUUAUUAUUAUUAUUAUUAUUAUUUUAUUUUAUUUUUUUUUUCUGACUAGUACUAAUAAUGUGGAAAACACUGUAGGUUUUAUGCCAUCGUCUCAGUUUGGAAUUCUCACUUUAAUGUCCGGAAUGUGAGUUUGGCCUCCUGUCAGUCGUCUUAUAGACACGCCCCCUAACACGCCUUCACGUUGCUCUUAAACCUUGAGUCUGUACAUCAUGGGUUGCGGAAUGAAUGCAGUUCAGCGAUCAAUGCUAAUGCUAAUGCUAAUUCAAGUCGAACCAGGUUUGGGGGCGGAGCUUUGUGUACUUCUUAUUCAGCUCAACCCAAUUUAAUUGUUAUUUUUUUUAACAUCUUGUUCGAUGGAGAUCGGACACUUCUGAUCUAUUGCUUCCGUCGUCUUUGUCACUAAGAGAACGUGUCGUGCGUCACAUAACCAAGAUUUGUUGACUUCUUGUUCUGUUUAUUUUAGUUUCUUUUUUUUUUGAUGCGAGACCUUUUAAUGUCUGUACUUUGCCUUUAAAAGGUCAUUACAGAAGAUUACAAGAAAGACCAGUGAAAUCUGAUCGUAUUUCCUGCCUUCUGAAGACACAUUGCCAUGUUUUUGAUCCUCACCCAUUACAGCCUGCACUGCUUUCAGCUGUUUGGGAGUAAAUGACUGGGAAACUCUAUCUGAUGAUGAUGAUGAUGAUGAUGAUGAUGCCCAGAAUCUUGCCUGCACUGUAUCUCCAAAGAAUCAAUGUAUUUAUUAUUAUUUUUUAAACAUCCUUAGUUCUUUUUUUUUUAUCACACACUGCCAUGUGUUUUCUUCUUGAUGCAAAUAUUUUUAUCUUUAAUAAUAAGAAUAAAAAAUAAAAAAAACGCCAUAUUUUUUACAUCACCGUGUUAAACUGUAGCUACCGUUUCUGCUCUGCUACAGUUCCAGCAUAAAAAUCCUCUCUUCUUCUUCUUCUUCUUCUUCUUUAUAUGAAGUAAAAUAUUUUCCUUAGAAAAGA